Messenger RNA from Dermacentor silvarum, 4717 nucleotides. RefSeq lists its product as uncharacterized. The coding region runs from base 203 to 4717 and encodes 1504 amino acids. Lineage: Eukaryota; Metazoa; Arthropoda; Arachnida; Ixodida; Ixodidae. The transcript has a single exon. Gene Ontology annotation, molecular function: nucleic acid binding; zinc ion binding. Gene Ontology annotation, biological process: DNA integration. The record is from RefSeq and is a predicted model, not a curated record.
GUGUCGUGCAAUAGCACCAGGUGCCGCCACUCAUCUGCGAUUAUCUGUAGACGCCAAGAUGUGGCGCCACACUCGAUAUAGUAUGUAUAUAUAGGACAGACAUCCUUCAAUAAAGGGCUCCCGUUCGUCUGGGCUACGAUGUGUGGUGUGGUGCAUCCGUUCGGCCGCACCGUCCGGCCGACAUAACAAACUGGCGACGAGGAUGCUACCCGGAAUUUCGCCGCCGCCGCCGUUCCUCGUUUCACCAGGCACGCCCGCCAUCCCCUGGCCGCGAUGGCUGCGCCUGUUUGAAAACUUCACGCUCGCCUCUGGAGCGUCUGAGCUAUCGGCGGCCCGCCGCCGAGCCCUCCUUCUGCACUGCCUCGGACCUGAAGGACAACGAAUUUUCGACGCCCUGCCACCGCCACCACCAUCGAACGCCCCAGACCACCCGCCCGCGCAUCCGAGUGCGGGAACCGCCCCCCUUCAGACGGUUACGCCUUCUGCAACCACCGCUGCAGUUGGAACGACAGAGAUCAAACAAGCCGAUGCCGAGCUCGCACAGCCACCGGACGAGUACGACGCAGCUGUUCAAGCCCUGGCUCGACACUUUUCCGCUACUUGCAACGUACGCGUCGAGCGACAUCGCUUCCGUGACCGUCGUCAACUGCACGGUGAGCCGAUAUCGGAGUUUGCUCUUGCGCUUCGCGAACUGGCUUCGUCAUGCAACUUUGCCGCGCAAGCGGAUACAAAUCUGUGCGACCAGUUCGUCGCCGGGGUCACAUGCCCGCGCCUACGGGAGCGGCUAUUGCUCGAGGGUGACGCGCUCACGUUUGACCGCGCCGUGGAGAUAGCGCUUCUUCGCGAGCAAGUGCAGCGCGAAUCCGAAGCUCUCGGAACAGCCCCUGUGGAUCGAGUAGUACCACAACAUAACCGCGGACGCAACCCGACAGGCCGUCGCAGACAUGUACGCCAGUCCAGCAGUACCGACCGACGUAGUACGCCUAGCUCUUCGCGCUCCGGCUUCGUUCGUCCGCCUGCGCCGGAGAUUGCUAGCGCCGUCGUCCCGUACUCCGUAAACACAAACGUGUGCGGCAACUGCGGCGCACAAAACUGCCAGCCGUCAGCCUGUGCAGCCCGCGGUCGAGCCUGCUUCGCGUGCGGCCGCCGAGGCCACUUUCAACAGUACUGCCGAAAUUCGCGUCGCGGACGUGGAAGACGCCCGGCUCGAGUUGCCGAAAUCGUUUCAGAGGAAGACGCUGAGAGUGUCGUGAAUAUUUUUACUGUUCACGCUGAGAAGCGUACGGGCGUCUACGUUGAUGUCGGGGUUCAACCUGUUGCUCUGGCAUCACGCCCGUGCGUCAUAACAUUCUUAGUGGACACUGGCUCAGCUGUGUCGAUAAUGGGAGAACAUAACUUUAGGAGCCGGUUCAGAGACCAAGUUGAGCUGAAAAAGUCGCAAAUAACGUUGCUGGAUUUCUCACGUCGGAAAAUUCCUGUGCAUGGCCAGUUCACCGCCCUCGUAACGUACAAAUCAGAAACGGCUGUAGUAACGUUUCACGUUACACCAGGUGGAACAUCACUCCUGGGUGUUGAUGCUGUAAAAGCUCUUGGUCUCCAGAUUGUAGGCACAGAAUUGCGCUGCCUUAAUAUGGCCGUUGAACCGAACGUCGACACAAAAGGCCCCAAAAUCCUACGCCCCGAAAUGCAUUCGCAGAACACAAACAAGUUGUCUCCGCCCACCACGAAGCCACCACUGGGUCCACCCAAGUUUGGUAUGCCUACUUCAUUAUGGGCCAAGUUCGAACACUUGUUUUCACCAGAGCUAGGACUUGCCAAAGGUGUCCAGCAUCGGGUCAAGCUCAAACAGUCGGUAGCUCCUGUCACGCAGAAGCUCAGACGCCUACCACUUUCAGUGCGAGAAGCAGUCAGCGACGAACUGAGGAACCUACUUUCUGCUGAUGUCAUUGAAUGCGUAAAUGCGUCAGAGUGGGUUUCCCCUAUUGUUGCAGCUCGCAAGAAAGAUGGCAGCAUUCGCAUCUGCGUGGACCUCCGCGAAGCUAACAAAGCUGUGGUGGUCGACAGCUUUCCCCUGCCACACACAGAAGAGUUGCUGCAUGCCCUGAACGGUGCCCGUUACUUUUCUAAGUUGGAUUUGGCCUCCGCAUACUACCAGGUUCUGCUUCAUCCAGACAGUAGAGAUAUUACAGCGUUCAUAACGCACGAUGGCCUUUUUCGAUUUAAGAGAGUAUGUUUCGGCCUAGCCUCAGCACCAGCAGCAUUCCAGCAACUCAUGACGUCAAUUCUACAGGGAUGCAAAGGCGUUCUCUGCUACCUGGACGACGUCAUCAUCUUCGGCAAGUCGGAGAAAGAGCACAUGCGGAACUUAGAGGAAGUCCUGCAACGAAUUUCACACGCUGGGCUCAAGCUAAAUGACAAAUGUGUUUUCAACACAUCCGAACUCUCGUUUCUUGGUCACCGCGUUAGCGCCGAAGGAGUAGCACCCCUUCAGACCAAAGUUGACGCCAUUGUUCACGCUGCCACCCCUACAGAUGCUGGCAAGCUCCGGUCGUUCCUGGGACUAGUAGAAUACUAUGCUAGAUUUGUUCCACGCCUAGCAGAGGAAGUGGAGCCCAUGCGCAGACUUCUUCGUAAGGACACUCCUUUUAUCUGGGACACUGCUGCUGAGAACAGUCUUACAAGAGUAAAGAACCUCCUAGCCUCCCACAGGGUACUACAAAUGUUCGAUCCAGCACUUCCCGUCAUUGUGGCCACCGAUGCAUCCGCAUAUGGUUUAGGUGCGGUACUGCAACAAGUUGAUGGUCGGCACAUUCGAACUGUGGCAUUCGCGUCACGAACAUUGACGGAAGCAGAACGGAAGUACUCGACUGGUGAACGUGAGGCUCUAGCUUGCUUGUGGGCUCUAGAGAAAUGGCAUGUGUACCUAUGGGGUCGUCCAGUUACUCUGCAAACGGAUCACCAAGCUCUAGUAGCCCUGCUUUCUUCUCAAGGCACAGGACAGCGACCACUCCGCAUAGCAAGAUGGACUGCACGGUUACUGCGGUACAACUUCACGAUGCAGUACAGGCGUGGUGAGCACAACAAGGUAGCUGAUGCCUUGUCCCGGCUACCUCUUCCAGACACUGAAGGUGGCCCCGAGUCAGAAGAAGAAAUAGUGUCUCUGGUAAUGUGUGUACAUCACGAUGAACUGAAGCAUGCAACCGCGGAGGAUAGCACUCUCCAAGACGUUGCCCGUUACGUACAGACAUCGUGGCCGCCACGCAAAAACCUGGCACUUAACCUGACUCCCUACUAUGAAGUCCGAAAGGAGUUGACAGUGGUUGAUGGCAUACUCUUGCGUACUGAGCGCAUCGUAGUCCCCGCCAAGCUCACAGCCACUUUUGUCCAGCUGGCUCACGAAUCACACCCUGGUAUCGUGAAAACCAAACAACGCCUACGAGAGAAGUAUUGGUGGCCAGGGUUAGACAAACACGUUGAAACAACUAUCCGCAGUUGUGCCAUUUGUCAGAGCGCGGACAAAAGUGCCAAGAACUCGCCCACACCACUGCAGCCAAUCCCUCUUCCUGACAAACCUUGGGACAAGAUAGCUAUUGACAUUGUUGGUCCCUUCGAGCGUGCACCUACAGACUGCAGAUUCGUCAUUUCAGUAGUUGACUAUUUCUCAAAAUGGCCAGAAGUGGCUUUUUGUGCUGAUGUUACCUCCCGCACGGUGACGAAGUUUCUACUCUCACUCUUCGCACGUGAGGGUUACCCGACAGAGAUAGUGUCUGACCACGGCAGACAGUUCACAUCGAGGGAAUUUGAAUCCUUCCUUGAAGACCGUGGAAUCAGGCACAUCUUUUCUGCCGUAUACCACCCACAGGCAAAUGGUCUAGUGGAAAGAUUUAAUCGGGUACUGAAGUCGUACAUUCAACUGGCCCUGCUGGAGCAGCGCCCAGUGAAGGCAACUGUGACUGAAUACUUGGGAGUAUACAGAGCCACCUCUCACAGCACCACCGGUCUCUCACCGGCCGUUCUUCUACAUGGCCGACACAUGAGAACAUCGCUGGCUGUAAUUGGUCAACCUACGGCCGACUUCAGCACAAAUCCAUCGCGGGAGAUGAGCGUGCUCAGGAAAAGAGUCGCAGAGCAUCAACGGAAGAGCAAGGCCUACGCUGAUCAACGGCGAGCUGCUAGGGUCCCCAAGUUCCAAGUGGGCACCUACGUACGAGUGAAAAAACCAAUUCCCGGACCAAAGGGCACUCCAAGUUAUGGACCACCAUUGAAAAUCCUCAAAAGAAUCGGCCGCUGGUCUUUCUGUCUGGAAGACGGUCGAACCUGGAACGCUUCGCAGCUGUCAGCGGUACCAAAAGAGGCAUCGCCAGAGCAAGGAACUAACAUAGACAUCUCUGGCGCGCACGACAUGCCCCCGUUGACAGACUGUCACAGGAGAGAUGUACCAUCGAAGACUUGGAUCACUACGCCUGCUGGUCCGCAUCAAACGCAGGAAGCGAGUUCCGCUGAUCAACUUGCGUCUCCCUCACGCCCUGUACCACUACCCGUGCCGCCGAGCCCACCACAGUCGCAAGGUUCGCAACCGCAUACCCUGGCUUCAGGCUCUCGCACGGUGGAGUGCAGUGUACCGGUAGAAGGCAAUGGACUCGAUGCCGAGCCACCGCCUGACCGGCCAAGGAGAAAUCGCAGACCUCCAGUGCGCUUCCAAGAUUACGUGCAGUGA